GUUCUCCUCUUUUUUUUUUUCUUUUUUUUUUCUCUCCUGAAUUAAAUGACUCUGCUGCCUAUGUCACACCUAAAAUCUGGUGUUUUGGAUGCUACCAAGGUGCACAAAGGGUAGAGGGAAUGAAGAGGAACUUUUGCAAUCAGAGCGUCUCUCUCUCUCUCUCUCUGUUGAACCUAGACCCAGUGGAUUGGUUCAUGUGCUGUUGAGACACAAGUCAACAAUGGCAGGAUUUCUGUUGUAGUGGAUGACUCAUUUAGGUUAUUUUCCCCCCUCGAGACUGCUGGAUAUAGAUUUCUUCUUCAUCUUCUUUUGUUCCACCUGCGUAUUUCACCUCUCAGAUACUCUGUACAAUCUCUGGGACUCUUAUGGAGUGUGAAAUUUCUACAGCAAGUGCAAAGUUUGGAGGAGCAAAGUGAUACGGAGCAUGGCUGAUGUCACUGCGGUUGCGUGUUGAACUCUUUGGUCCAGGGAGGCAGACCAGAUAUGACCACAGUAUCCAUGGAGUCUGUAGGAGUCCUCGUGGAAAGGGGCACUAAUGCCACUGACCCCCCUCUGAACUCACACGAGGACACAGCCGCCACCUUUACCAUCGGCACCAUUCUCUCCAUCAUGUGCCUCGUCGGAGUCUCAGGGAACAUCUACACCCUGGUGGUCAUGUGCCAGUCCAUGAGGACUGCCGCCUCAAUGUACAUCUACAUCAUAAACUUAGCUUUGGCAGAUCUGUUGUAUCUUCUAACCAUACCCUUCGUAGUCUGCACACACUUCCUGAAGGGAUGGUACUUUGGGGACGCUGGGUGUCGCAUUCUGAUCAGCAUGGAUUUCCUGACCAUGCACGCCAGUAUCUUCACACUGACAAUCAUGAGCACGGAGCGAUACUUUGCUGUGCUCAAGCCACUCGACACAGUCAAGCGGUCUAAAAGUUACCGGAAAGCCAUCGCUCUGCUGGUCUGGGUCGCCUCUCUCAUCCUCACCCUACCAAUGAUUGUAAGCAUUCAGCUAAUGACACUGGGCAACAAGGCUAUGUGCCACUCCACCUUGUCAGCACUCUCCUACAAAGUUUACAUCUCCUUCCUAUUUUGCACUAGCAUUGUCGCUCCAGGACUGAUCAUUGGCUAUCUCUACAUCCAGCUUGCACGCACUUAUUGGGUUUCACAGACGGAGACCUUCAAACAGACCAAGAAACUUCCCAAUCAAAAGGUGCUGUACCUGAUCUUCACUAUUGUGCUCCUUUUCUGGGCAUGUUUCCUGCCCUUCUGGAUCUGGCAGCUGCUGGGUCAGUUCCACCCCUCACUGUCCCUGUCCACCAAAGCCAAACGCAACAUCAACUACCUUACCACGUGUCUGACAUACUCCAACAGCUGCAUCAACCCUUUUCUGUACACGCUGCUCACCAAGAACUACAAGGAGUACCUGAGGAAGCACAAGCGGUCCUGGUCAGCUGGCAGCUACUUCAACAGGAGGAGUCGCUUUCAGCGCUCACCACGCAGAUAUAGCUGGGCCGUGCUGGCUGAGGGAGAGGAAGAAAGGACAGGAAGAAACCUGUUGGAGAUGACAAACGCAGCAGCGGACCCUGAACUCCUCAUCUCCACGACCGUGGAAGAGGACGAACAAGUCGCUGUAGUAUUUGUGCAGUCCAGUACCGUGUGGACACACAAGCAUGGUAUGAGCGCCAGCAGGAACUGAAUGAGCCGGUAGCUGCUGCUGGAGACUGUGUGCAAACUAGAAGUCUAUUUAUUUGUCACUCGCGGGAACUUUUCUGUGUCCCGAGAAGAACGACCGGCGUCUUACGUUACAAAAAUGAGACUUUUCAACGUUUGUGCUUUCUUUUAUGUGUACCCUCUGUCCCCGUCACAGCCCGUUGCGUCCGCCCUCAAGUGAAAGUGUCUUUGAAACCGUAAUUUGGUUGUGCUGGAGAGAAGUUGGCUGCUGACACACAGGUGCGAUAAGGGCAGCCAUAUGGAAGCAUCAGUGGUUUGAUUCACAAAAAAAAAAAAAGAAAAAGAAAACUGUGUGUUAAAAUCUCAGUCAAGCUGAAGUGGGAAACAAAAGUGUCUGGCAUGUGAUAUUUUAAAUCCAUGACGGAUCAAAAUGCAUGAAUGCGCUCGCUGUAACAAAUGACUGCUUUAGAGGACAUCUGGAACGCUUGUGUUUUAAUGGUACGGCAGGGUUCAGACAGACAACAGCACUGCAUGGAAACAAACGGCACCCUCAUUCCUUUGAACGGGACCACUGACUCAACAUGAUGUGACGUCAUCCAGCUGUAAUGUGGUACGUACGGUCCUUUUCUCUUGGUAUCAUAAAUCACCACACAUUGUUUUGGCCUUUUAACUCAUUGAUCUGCUUCUCAGACUGGACUGAAAUUUCAGAGACAACAUCACUAAUGCAACAACAGAACUAGCACAGCCCUCAGCAACUCAGAGCUGUUUUCCAUCUGCUUGCGAGGAAUUGUAUUUUUCUUGCUGUCAACAAAUCCUAUGAAAAAAAGUAACAACAAUGACUAUUAGAUGUUUAGCCAAAGCCUGAUACAUCUUUCUUUGUGCUGUAAAUUAUUUCAUUAAAUAAGACUGAGAGUAUACAGUGGAUCUAGAAGCUAUGUGAGACCAACAAGAUCAUUCCUAAAUCGCUGCAUUGCCGGUGUCUCCCAAAAUUACAUAUACUACAGUUCCCACAACAUCAUGGCUGUUGGAACGUACCAUCGACAGGGACCUUUGUCGUACUGUCACAGUUUUAUUAGGUUUAGCCAAGUAAACGUAUUGGUUAGGUUAAAAUAACUCCAAUUAUGUUACGUAAGUUACGAAUGAAUCUACAUUACGUAGGUAACUUCACUUAAGUAACUGUACACAACGUCACUUAACUAUGUUAGUAUGAUAAAAUAACACCAUUGUCUUUUGGCUUCACAUGAACAGUGGUCUCCUGGGUUAAAGCCGCUGGUUUGUUUGAACCCAGCCAUCUGUCCCUGACCUCCUCUCCUAAGCAGACAUUUUUUGCUUUUUAAACAUCAAUUUCUUCCUUUUCUUGCCAUAAUAAUUUUUAUGGCCACUAGAGGUUGCUGCCCAACAAGAAAUCUCGACAUGAGUAAGUAAUAACCUGCUUUCACUGUCUUUCUGAGGACUGGCUGGUGAGAAUGUACGAAGACAGCUAAAUGCCAACAUCGGCACACUAACCUGCUCACAAUGACACGGAUAAUAUGCUUAUGUUACGUUAAACAUAUCAUCUAAGUUCGGAUUUAUCAGGAUCGAGCAAGUGCUUCGCUGAAACAAGUAUCCCGUACGGAUAAUGUACUUCUGCAGGUAUGCAUAACAACCCAGAUAAAUGUGUCAAUGUCUGCACUCGGGAUGAAGCGGUUCAUUUAUCCAUUUCUUACAAAACCUCUUCUGUAAAUAGUUUGCUGAUUGUGAUCAAAAACAUUGAUCUGAAGCUGAUGAAUAAUAAAUUAUGAAUACAGUGACUUCUGAUCUACCCAGAUCAAUUUCAGCCUUAAAUUAACUUAAUGUUGUUGACAGCGUUUAAGCUCCACCCAUUGUGAGGAUGAUGGUGUUGGUCAAACAGAUACAGAUACAAAUAAUGGUGCACUGGCUCAUGCAUACUGGAUGUCAUUAAACAUAAAGUACAGCUGAGGUUGAUGGGAAUGCCUUUAACUUCAACUGCAUUAAUGUGCUGAACAAAGUUACAUUAUUAAAUGUUGAAGCUACAUGAAAGUCACAGGAUCACUGAAGGUUUUACAGUUCAUCUGGGUGGCAGCAUGAGUGUCUGACCACACUGGUUAAAAUAAUGGUUGAUUAAAAAAAAAAAAAAAAAAACACAAAUGUUUUACUAGCUGAAUUGUUUCUUCAUUGCCAUGAACAAAGCAGAUAUGUUGAUCCACUCCAACACUUGCCACGGUGCUGUAAAGACCACAAAAUGUAUAUUCAUCUGCAUUUGACAAUAUCCUGUAUGAGUAAUACACAGUAGUUUCAGAAAGUUUCUGAAUACAUAAACACAUGCUAUUUCAAGCUAGCUCAGUAUUUGAAACUAUGUCGUACACAGUUAAAGAAGUUUCGCGUUUGCUGCCGCUUUCAUCAAUCCUUCCUCUCACUCGUACUCUUUUCUGUUUCUGUGUAUUUUGCUGAAAAUCAUUCCCAUGUCUUGUAAUUACAACCCCAUGAUGCUGAUCGGUCAUUGUCAGACUUGCAAGACAGAAAGCUCUGUAGUGCGACCAAGGCAUCAGAGAACAAGAGAGAGAAGAGAGAAAAAGAAACUGUAUCUCCUGAACCAUUUUUUUUAAAAAAAGGUUUAUGUAUUGAGUAUGGGCUUGGAGCUGAGUGACAGUGACAGGCCAGGAGACAAAAGUAUUGAGCGAUGGCCUGAGACUAUUGGUUUUGGUUUUGGGCUUUACAGGGGAUUUCUUUUACCUGAACAACGGAAAUAAAGAGAAAUGACAGCCUUAUUCCAUGUGCAAACAAGGUGAUCAUUCAUUAUUUGAACUUUUUGAAAUAAAUUGUAAAAACAACUGAAUACAUUGUUGCAGGAAAAAAAAUACACAUAUAUGUCCCUGUAAAGACACUGUUACUGAUGUGUUUCAUCUGAUGUAUUUAACCUGUUUACAGAUAUUUGAAUUUGUUUGCAUGUCAUUACUGCUAUUUAAUGCUACCGUGCAAUGCUAUUAUUCAUUAAAAAAAAAAAAUGCUUAA
Molecule: messenger RNA, 4670 nt
Organism: Acanthopagrus latus (yellowfin seabream)
Lineage: Eukaryota; Metazoa; Chordata; Actinopteri; Spariformes; Sparidae
Gene: uts2r1
Product: urotensin-2 receptor
Exons: 4
Coding region: 484-1683 (399 amino acids)
Biological process (GO): regulation of blood pressure; blood vessel diameter maintenance; neuropeptide signaling pathway
Cellular component (GO): membrane
Molecular function (GO): urotensin II receptor activity
Source: RefSeq, a predicted model, not a curated record